CACUUCCUGCCGUCAACGCAGCCAGUUCGGGCCAGUUCACUGCCGCUGUAGCACUCGCCCUGUCCCGCUGAGCUGUCAGCACGCAGCCGCUCUCCGCGCCGCUCGUCUGCUGCUGCUGCUGCUGCGACGACAUCUCUCUCCUAGACCCGGUCCGUGUUCCUGCUCAACGACGUUUCCCUUCAGAUAACAGCCGCUCGCGCCUCACCAUGACUCGGAGGUGAUCUUCAGAGUGGCCGGGUGGUUCUGGGGUUCCAGGUUGGUGUGGUGAGAGAGCAAGCUAACUACGGGGUGGAGGACCGCCUGGGGCAUUGUGUCCCUGGUUCUCAAGUGACUAAGGAAGGGGCUAGGCAAACUGUUCAGCAUGGAGAAGGAAGACCUGAAGGUCCUCAACCCGGGGGAAGAGGAGGAGAUGGAGCUGCAGGGCUACCGUCUAUGUCGUUGGCGGCUGGUCAUGGUGGGCCUCGGGGUGUUGUGUACAGGAGGCUUCCUACUCCUGCUGCUCUACUGGAUGCCAGAGUGGUGUGUAAAAUUGACCUGCACCCGUACCACAGUCCGUGAUGCUGAAGUGGUGUUGCUGCGCUCCAUGGAUGAGUUCCGGCGCUGGUUCCUGGCCCGGGUGCGAGUGAUGCUGGCCCCGGGGAGCAACCCCUUCCACAGCCUGGAGACCCAGACCACCUCCACCUGCUCCCCUUCCUCUCCUUCCUGUCCCUUCUCCUCCUCUGCCUCCCCUCCUCUAGCCAACGGACACACCACUCACCCCUCCGAUGGCAGCCCUGCUCAGGAGCUCAUCAGAAGAUAUGCCGACUACCAGCCCACACAAAUUCGUUAUUUUACCCUCCAUAGCACAAAGUAUUAUUGGAAAGACGAGGUACAGAACUUUGAAGUUUUAAGCGGCCUGGAUGAUCUGCAGAUCAGCUGCUCAACCCUUCACUUGGAGCACAGCGCAGGCCUGACCAAGAACCAGCAGGAGUACAGGAGACUGUUCUUCGGAGUGAAUGAAAUUGCAGUGAAAGUGCCUUCUGUUUUCAAGCUGCUUAUCAAAGAGGUCCUCAACCCUUUCUACAUCUUCCAGCUCUUCAGUGUGAUUCUGUGGAGUGCCGAUGAGUAUUACUACUACGCUGUGGCCAUUGUUUUCAUGUCGGUCAUAUCCACCGCUACCUCUGUGUACACCAUCAAAAAGCAAUACGUCAUGCUUCAUGAUAUGGUGGCAGCUCACAGUGUUGUCCGUGUAUCUGUAUGCCGAGCCAACAAUGAUAUCGAAGAGAUUUAUUCCACUGAUCUGGUGCCUGGUGAUGUAAUGGUCAUCCCCAGCAAUGGGACCAUCAUGCCAUGUGAUGCUGUGUUGGUCAGUGGCACCUGCAUCGUCAAUGAAAGCAUGCUCACAGGUGAGAGCGUUCCCGUGACAAAGACCAACCUCCCAAAUCCGGUGCCAGAAGAGGUGAGGGAUGAGGCUGACGGUGCCUACAACACAGAGGAUUAUAAGAGACAUACACUCUUCUGUGGCACCCAUGUCAUCCAGACCCGCUUCUAUACAGGUGAACUGGUCAAGGCUGUGGUGGUCCGCACAGGUUUCAGCACAGCCAAAGGCCAGCUGGUGCGCUCCAUCCUGUAUCCCAAACCCACUGACUUCAAGCUGUACCGUGAUGCCUACCUCUUCCUGUUGUGUCUGGUGGCUGUGGCUGGAAUUGGGUUUAUCUAUUCCAUUGUCCUCAGCAUCAUGAACAAGGUGCCAGCUAAGACCAUCAUCAUCGAGUCCCUAGAUAUCAUUACUAUCACUGUGCCACCGGCGCUGCCAGCUGCCAUGACAGCCGGCAUUGUGUACGCCCAGCGACGCCUCAAACACAUUGGCAUUUUCUGCAUCAGCCCACAGAGGAUCAAUAUCUGUGGGCAAAUCAACCUGGUCUGCUUUGACAAGACUGGAACUCUGACAGAGGAUGGAUUAGACCUGUGGGGUGUCCAGAGAGUUGAGAAUGGCAGUUUCCACCUGUCGGAGGAAAAUGCCUACAAGGAGAAUCUUGUCAAGUCCCAGUUUGUGGCUUGCAUGGCCACCUGCCACUCUCUUACUAAAAUAGAGGGCCAGCUGUCUGGAGACCCACUGGACCUCAAAAUGUUUGAGGCUACAGGCUGGAUCCUGGAAGAGGCCACUGAGGAGGAAACAUCUCUCCACAACCGUAUCAUGCCCACUGUGGUUCGACCCCCAAAGCAGCUGUUGCCCCCAGAGCCUGCUGUAUCACAAGAACAGGACAUGGAACUCUAUGAGCUCUCGUCGGUGUAUGAGAUAGGUAUCGUGCGGCAGUUUCCUUUUUCCUCAGCUCUCCAGAGAAUGACUGUAGUGGCUCGUCUGCUGGGGGAGAAACGUAUGGAUGCUUACACAAAGGGGGCCCCAGAGGUGGUGGCUGGUCUCUGCAAGAAAGACACAGUGCCAGAAAAAUUUGCAGAGGUUCUGGAAGGCUACACCAAGCAGGGUUUCAGGGUCAUUGCUCUGGCUCACCGUCGACUUGAAUCCAAACUUACCUGGCACAAAGUCCAGAACAUUAACAGGGAUCAUAUAGAGACAAACAUGGAGUUCCUUGGUAUGAUCAUCAUGCAGAACAAGCUCAAGACAGAAACUCCAGGCGUGCUGCAGGACCUCCGACAAGCCAACAUCCGCACUGUCAUGGUUACUGGUGACAAUAUGCUGACAGCGAUUUCAGUGGCUCGAGACUGUGGAAUGAUCCCUCCCCAGGACACAGUCAUUAUUGCUGAUGCCCACACUCCCCAUGAUGGACACGCCGCCAAGAUCACCUGGAGAUACGCUGACAAGCCUAGCAAGACAAGUCGCCUGGAGGAAGUGAACAUCAGCCUGGAGGAUGUGUGCCAUGUAGACAAGCCCAAAGCCCAAGAGCUGUACCACUUUGCUAUGAAUGGAAAAUCGUUUGCUGUAAUCGCGGAGCAUUUCCCUGACAUGCUUCAAAAGCUGGUGCUGCAUGGGACGGUGUUUGCCAGAAUGGCCCCAGACCAGAAAACCCAGCUCAUUGAGGCGUUGCAGGGCGUGGACUACUUUGUGGGGAUGUGUGGAGAUGGAGCUAAUGAUUGUGGGGCUCUGAAGAGGGCUCAUGGUGGCAUCUCUCUCUCAGAGCUCGAGGCCUCUGUAGCUUCUCCCUUCACCUCCAGGACCCCCAACAUCUCCUGUGUCCCCAGCCUCAUCAGGGAGGGCCGAGCAGCUCUCAUUACCUCCUUCUGCGUGUUCAAGUUCAUGGCCCUCUAUAGCAUCAUCCAGUAUAUCAGUGUCACCCUCCUCUAUUCUAUCCUCAGUAACCUUGGAGACUUCCAGUUCCUCUUCAUCGAUAUUGCCAUCAUCCUCCUUAUCGUCUUUACCAUGAGUCUGAACCCAGCGUGGAAAGAGCUUGUGUCUCGUCGGCCACCGUCAGGUCUGAUCUCAGGGCCUCUGUUGUUUUCUGUGCUGACCCAGAUCCUCAUCUGCUUGGCCUUCCAGACCGUUACAUUCCUUUGGGUCCAGCAGCAGCCCUGGUACACAACCUGGUCUCCACUUACAGAUGUCUGCAACCUGUCGUCACACAUCAACACGUCCGACCUGAACAACACAGAGGUGGACGACCACAACAUCCAAAACUUUGAGAACACCAGCCUCUUCUACAUCUCCUCCUUCCAGUAUCUCAUUGUUGCCAUCGUUUUCUCAAAGGGCAAACCUUUCAGGCAGCCCAGCUACAAGAAUUGGCCCUUUGUGCUGUCUGCCUUGAGUUUGUAUUUUUUCCUGCUGUUCAUCAUGUUCUACCCAGUGAAAGCGAUUGACGAAUUUCUAGAGAUUGUUUGUGUCCCGUUUGAUUGGAGGGUCAAACUUUUCCUCAUCAUCGUAGUCAACGCUGCUGUAUCCGUGGUGGUGGAGACCUUCAUCCUUGACAUCAUCUUAUGGAAGCUUGUGUUCAGCCGAGACAAACAGGGCAGCUUUGGCAUCACUCCUGCCGCCCCGACACCACAGAGGGGCAUUGACCUGCAGGCGUACAAGUGUCUGUCCUGGCUGCGCUGCCUACGCAAGAUGCCCAAGGCCCGUUACAUGCAUCUGGCCCAGGAGCUGAGUGUGGACCCCGACUGGCCUCCGAAGCCGACUACCACUACUGAAGCCAAACCUUGCCCAGAAAACGGCUCCACUUAUCAAAUAAUGAUCAACUCCUAGCACCCCCCCACAGCCCAUCCCAGUAUCCUAUCUAUCCUUUCAUACAGCAGACACAUCCGCCACUGAUGCUUUGCGAAAGCACAUUCAACCUCUUCAAAUAUAAUUGACAUCACUGUUCACAGAGACUUGCCUCUAAUAAUGUAGACAUUACUGCAAACAUCAUAGGAUUACACUUACAGCGUGUUUCAUAAGUCUCAGACAGACUCUCAGGUCUCUCUUGCUUUAAAUGUCAUUCAAACAUGUGUAACGUCAAAAAACUGAGCAGCAUUCAACCCAGGGUUGAUAAACCAGGUCGACCUAAUGAAUAUGCCCUGUCUUUGUCUGUAAGGGAUGUAUGAGACAGCUUAAGUCACACUCCUCUUCAGAGAUCACUACUGAAAAGUGUGUGCAAGAAAGCCAUCUCCAUUAUACCACUGUUAAAAAUUAAAUGGUUUUGCAGAUUUCAUUUGCAACCACAACACUUGGCUUUUCAGAGGGAUCCCUAGAAAAUAAAGGAAGUAUAGGAUGAUAUGAAUGCUAGCCAAAUUGAGGGGCUGUACAUUCAAGUACAACCUGACUGAAAUGGUGAGAGAGAAUUGGUUGAUAGUGUGUGGCAGGGUUUGAGGGAGGAAGUAAGGUUCAAGUCUUUUUUCGUCUUUCUGAGCAGCCUCACUUUUAUGACGUUUGCACCGUGAGUAGCUCGUUUCACAGGUUUAACCUAUUGUGUCUGCUGCUAUACAUCUAAUGUACAUAUGUGUAUAGACUCAUUUCAAUCAGCUAGCAUACUGUAAUCACACAACAGGCACUCAUUAGAAAGUACAGAGUGAUAACCAAAACUGCUUUAAAGCUGACCGCGGAGCCCUGUAAUCAAUGAAAUGUUUUGAGUCCACUCUUUAAAGCACAGUUGUUGAAAAUUAUGAAAAAGCAGCAGUAGUCUGUGUUGUUAAAUUGCAAACCCCAAGCAGAAGUUAAUUUUCACAUUCAAUAAUGAUACCCAAAAAUGUGCAUAUCAAAGUCGCUGUAAAAUAUAUGAAGCACAGUGCAAGUCUGGAAAAGAAUAGAGAAUGAAAUUGUGGCUUGUCCAGGUUUAGUAUGAUUUGGAAACUGCACAACAGGUCUGACAUAAAAAAACAAACCUGUAAUAGCUAACAAGGCAAAUUAAAAGGAUUGUAGACCUGCUUUCAUCAUGUGAUGUGGCCUCUGAAAAUCAUACCGUCGUCCCCAGCCAUCUUUAAAUUCAUGUCUUGUUGACAUAUGGAGGCAUGGUAGGGUUAUAGAAAAUUGACUUUUAAAAUGGUCAUACAUUAUUCAUCACAGUCUGAUGAAAUGCUAAACAGCAAAACAAUCUGAGGCCAAAAUGUUUUGGGACAUUAUGGCUUGUUAAAAGUGAAGUACUUGAAGAGAACAGUGAGGCUUACUGAUGCUCAUUCAAUCUCAACCACAGGCUGGGACCUGUGGCAGGCACAGAGAUCACCUGUCAGAUUUUUAACAAUGGUAUUAUUGUGUAGAAAGAUGCAAAAAAACAAAUGUAAUCUCUGCUGUUUAGCCAUGCUAGCAUCAUGGAUCGACUGGAUGCACUGCCAUCAAGUUUGGCAUGGAUAUUCUAUUCUGGAUAUUUUAUUUUCAUAUUAAAUCUUGAAUUUAUCAUGUCAUGCCACCAACAAGUCAACAACACGAUUACAUAACCGGUUACAUCGGAAGCUAAUGAUUGAAUUCUCAUCAACAUAAGCUGUAAUUUGAUAUUAAAGCCAACAUAGCAUGCUAACAAACACAAUGUUUUACGUUCAUCAAAAAAAGGUAUGCAGUGAGCUUUGCAUCAUUAUGGGCUGUGUGGCCAUAAACCAUUGAUCUUAACGUUUUUGCAUCAGUGAGCCCAUGUCCCGCCAGCGUCCAACGUGCAUCAAGACUGGCAUGUAGCCAGUUCCCUAUGCGACAUGUUCUGAAGACUUGAAAGAUGGUUGCAAUACUAUAAAUAUUACUACUAAUAUACAUCAUUACUGUAGAGUUAAGAAACAUUUACAUCAACUAGUCUGUAUUUAAAAGACCCUUCCACACAAGAAGCAGCAUGAAUCUGACGGUUAUCGUGGACAGUUGAAUACAUGCAUGAGACCAUAUGAAUCAAAGCACCCAACAUCUGCAAACUCCGGUCAGAUUGGCUACAGAAUGACAGUAGUUAUUUUUUGUUUUCUUUGUUUCGACAAAAAUUUCUUCCUAUGGAAGAUUGAUUAAGUGUGAUGGGAAAUUAAGGUAAAGAGUCCUGUAUCCCAUCAGCUCGCUGCUUUUGGUGCAUUCAAAAAUAUCCACACAACAGCACACCCUGCAUAAGAUGGAUGCGGAUUACCAUUCACAAAUCGUAUUCAUGUCUUACACACAGGCUAUCUGCAUUGAGAGUUAAGGGCUAUAUUUAUGUUCACUGCUAUUUCUUGCUGCUCCCCCAAAUCUAAAGUGUUAUUUUAGACACAGCACUUUGACUUGGAUGGUGGCUGUAAACACUCGUAGUUUCUUCCUUAACAAAGAAUUCUGCGGAAAGUCAAAAGUGCUGAGGACACAAAUGAUCAGCAGAGGAGCAGUUUAUCUAAUAGCAGCCUGUUUUUCAUGAAUUAAUGGUUUUUAUAUUAUUUCAGAGUGUGAAUCAGUGGCUGUGAGACUCAAUGUCAAAAGGAUGUCAAUGUAAAUGUAAUGUUACUCCUCUGUCACAACAUUGAGUAAAAUCAUUUCUCCAAAAUUUUGUAAAAGUGCUGUAUUGCCUGAUGCAUAAUAUUGCCUUCAGUUUAUUCAUUGAUUAUUAAUGAUUUUAUCCAAAUAGAAACCCAGUCACAACUGGUUUAUAAAUCAAAAUCAAGAAGUUGCUCAUUUGCUAAAAGCCAUUGUCUUAUGAAAUACCUGUAAUAAUAUUCCAAAUGCAUAUGAUAGUUGUGAUCCAUAAUGUUUUUAUGAACGCUCAAACGCAACAUGUGACCAUAGUUUUUACGGAUACAUACUUUAUUUGAUGAGGAAAGUGAUAGUAUUUUGUUAAAGUAUUUUGUAGGUAAAGGUUGUAUAGUUAAUGAAACUGGUCAGAAAUGCAUAACAUGGCUCAAGUUGACAUUGUUGUGCCAAUUAUAGAAUUCCGAUAUUUUGUUAAAACAUUUUUGGUCUAAAUUUGUUAUUUUUGAUUAAAUUUAAACAAUGUUGCUGGUGUGGUCAAACAUCAGUCUCUGUGCUUCUGAAUAUUUAGUGUUAUUUUUUCUUUUUAGCUUUUAUUUCAGGGUUUGAUUUCUUUUCUCUCCUACUGAGGCUUAAAUUGAAUGUUGUGUAAAGAACACAAUUGAAUGCAAUGCAAUACUGUGGUUGUUGAUUCUAUUCCCAAAGACUUUCUGUAUUUAUUUGAAAAAAGGAGGAAAAAAAGAUUUUGAUUUUAGCUUGUUCAGUUCUGUCAAAUCAAAUUUAACUGGGCAGGAUUUGACUUCACACAGUGAUAAUAAUAUUAGAAGUUGGAUUCUGUCUGUAUAUAUGAGAUGUACAUUUGUAGUGUGUGCAUAGAAGUCAAAAGAUUUAGAUAUAAAAGUAUGUUUCUUUUGGAUUAUCAAAGGGCUGGUGUGUCUUUUUCUGCUAUUUAUGGUACUGUUACAAUUAGUUGUUUGUCGACUUUUGAUUUGUACUGUCUGUUGAAUUUGUUUGUACUUUCACUUUUGUUAUGGACGUAGGCAUUAGGCUGGAUCUUUUCUAAUUUGGGCAUGAAUCCGGGGCAUUUAUUUCGUAAUUGAACCAGUUGAGAUGUAUGAUGUGGGCACUUGGAUCAAUGCGUGUUCUUCGGUAAACAUAAUGCAGACAAUGUUUACUUUUUUUAUU
Molecule: messenger RNA, 7984 nt
Organism: Scophthalmus maximus (turbot)
Lineage: Eukaryota; Metazoa; Chordata; Actinopteri; Pleuronectiformes; Scophthalmidae
Gene: atp13a3
Product: ATPase 13A3
Exons: 34
Coding region: 362-4174 (1270 amino acids)
Biological process (GO): polyamine transmembrane transport; intracellular calcium ion homeostasis
Cellular component (GO): late endosome membrane
Molecular function (GO): ATP binding; polyamine transmembrane transporter activity; ATP hydrolysis activity
Source: RefSeq, a predicted model, not a curated record